UGGGUCUGAAAAUUGUAUCUCUUCGUAAGAACUGACUUUUCAUUUAUUUGUAACUCAACAAUGUAUUCAAACUUUACAGAACUUUUAUCUAGGUAUCUUGGACGUGAGGUGGCGUAAGUUGCUGCCAACAAACAAACUGAGCGCCUACACGUAGUGAUAGCUAGUGAGAAAUUUGAUGCUCUAAACAAAUUGAGUAUAAAUUAUUAAGCGGUCUUGAAGUUCACCAAAAUCACAGUCCUAUCGUUCGAUGCUUCAAUUUUCCUAAUGAUACGGAUGUUAAAAUGUCUCUGAGACCAGACAACCACUCAACUGGUAGUGCGAAUCCAGACUCUAAGCCAAAUUUGGAAAUAUAUGUGACAGAACUUCAAAGGAGAACAUUUGACAUUCAUGCUGGAUUCCUUUUUUGGAGGAAUGGGGUUGAUGUCUUGAAAAACUUAUGUGGAAUUGUAGACUCUGAUGGAGAUAUACGUCCUCCCUUGUGGAAGAUGCUUGCCUUUCAUCUAGGUCUCACUGAACAUCAAAUAGGAUGCAUCGACUGUCAAUUUCGAGAAAAACAAGGUCCAACCUGGUGUGUUAUACUUGCUUUUGUGCAAAACAAUGAUGCUACCCUCAUGAAACUUAUAGAUGCCAUAGUCAAGAACAAAAGAUUACCAAUCAUAUUCGAGAUAUAUGAGGAUAUAUGCACACUUGUCGACUGCAUUCGUAGCUCUACAGAUUUAAUCAAGGAUAGCAAUUCAAACAUCAUUAGGCCCAAAUCAAUGCCAAAUGCACCUUUUGUUUUGAGGCCAUUGAAGUCAUGCAAUAAGAUUGUGGAUGAUCCAAUCAAAGAUGAUACUGGGAAAAUCAACAGUGUAAAACCCCAUCUUGCAGUACUGUUGACAUUUGCUGACGAUGGAGCUCAAGCAGCACAUCGCAUCGCGCAGGUAUUCAGAUCCCAUGGUAUAGGGGUCUUGAUCUUGGAAGAACAGAGGCACCGUGGUUGUUAUAAUGAAUUAGAUCUUGUAGAAAGUGGCAUGCGGCAGGUAGAUUACAUAAUUCCAAUUUUGACUAAAGGUUACCACAAUGCAAUCGCGAAUAAGCCUAUAGAUGAUGAAAACCCAUUCAACGAGCUUGACCAAGCAUACCUAAGACACAUUUAUCAGACAUUUUCAAACGAAAUUAUAAGUACAAACCGGAACAAACGUGUAAAAUGCAUUGGUCCACAAGGAGAGCCAAGGAUAAAAUUUACAUCUCCUUCUUUAUCCACAUGGGAUCCAGAAGAGAAACUACCGGAAGUUAUUAAUCGAUUACUGGAAGGAUAAUAAAUAUGAGCAGUGGCAAUUCAGUGUUGAAAAAUAUCAUCAAGUAGAAGUUUUAGCAACAUCAUUCACACUGCAAAGACCUCUGUUUUAACUAUUCGAGUGGUAUGCUGGAAAUCAUACUUCUACUAUUUAUUAAGUGAUGCAUUAAUAUAGGCAUAAUAAUUCCUAUAUCAUUGCGUCUCGAAACACAAAUCAAAGCUUGUCAGAGUGUAGAAAGUAUUUUAUUCAAUUCUACAAUGUCGUUAUAAAAUUAGAUUAUAUAUUUCAUUUUGUGACUGAAGUAUUUCAGUGGAUAAACGGUUACAACACAAAACAAAUGUGUGUACACACAUCCAUCAAUUGAUAGGAUAGAUGAUUUUAUAGAUGACAUUUUCUUUCCCUGUCAAAAAUUCAUGCUCAGAUAAAAUGUCAAUAAUCAGCCCAAUCAAAAACUAAUUCUAGCUCACUAUUCACCUCAAACUCGUAAGUAAGAGUGAGUGUAAGUACUCGGAAAAUCUCAAAUUGCUCGAAACACCUUCUCUGUCAAUUGGACUUCACUUCUAAGACAAAAAUUAUUUACCUGUAAUAAUUUGAUAGUCUAUCAGCUUCACGAAAUCCAGUUUCAAUUGCCCCGUGAACAGUAGAGUAAUAAUGUUCAUGAGUUGCUUCACCUCCAAACAGUAUGACCUGCACAAGAAUGAUGGAUAUUAUUUUUUUAAACCCUGAGCUAUAUUCUUAUCUAGUUAUAAAUUUUUUUUUCGAAAUCUACGAACGGGCUUGUCAUUUGACCCUGUGAUGGGCUCUGCGAGAUUUUUGGCCCAAACGUUCAGCCUAUCAGAUUCUAAACUGCGAAAGCUAUAGCAUCCUCUGAAGUGUUUAUUUUUAUGCCAGCUGGAUCUGCGAAUGAAUUGUAACAAUAUUGAAGCCAAUUCAACAUAACUGUAAUCAUAGGUCACUAUCAACAUACCGCAUCAUGUUUAAAGGUCUUGGAACAUUGUAGGUCCCACUAAGAAACUUUUGCAAUAUUUUAUAGAAUCCCUCUACUACUACUGCAUCUGGCAAGUUUUCCAUAUAUCUAGCAGUCGGGCCUGUAAGCCACCCACUCAGGACCCGAGGUUGAUGGUCGACUGUGGAGAUGUGGAAAAAUUCUGUCAACCAUUUGUUUUCCUAAAAGAGAAUGAUAAAGAUUCUGUCAUUAUGGUUCAAGAAUUAAACUAGGUAGAAUGAUUAUAUUGUCUAAUUUUCAACUGGCACAUUAUCUGAGACCCAUGAAUGUUCUGAUUUUAGAUUUGCAAAACUAUUCGAAUUACUUGUCCAAAAGAUUGAAGAAAUUCAUUCUUAUCCUCCUGUGACCAAAUCAGAUUAAACCCUGCCGUUCCAUCUGGCCACCAUGUGUAUGGAAAUUCAAGAAAGAUUUUGUCCACUGUUCCUAUGUUCAAACCCUGAAACAUUUAGAAUCAGCACUUUGAACAGAAAUAUUCUACCAAUCCAUGUGUUAUUGACAUUGACUGUACAAUGUUAACACUAAAAUGAGGUAUACCUGUAUGGUGGAUUGUUUUAUUUCUGGUAAUGGUGGUGUGAACAGCGUUUUAUGUUGUGCCUUUAGUACACCAAGAGAUGCUGUACAUAUGACAUGGUCAGCAACAUAGUGCGAAUUAUCUUCAGUUUUAACGAUAAUUUCAUUCAUGCUGUUAUAGUCGAUGUUCGAAACCACUUUGUUAAACUGUAUUUUUUCCCGUACCGGAAGUGCCUUAGACGUUCCUGCAUAUCUACACUGUAAAUGUAUAAAAUGACAGAUUUUACUUCUUCUAGAAUAACCAAUCAAAGUUACUCAUUACUAUAUUUCACUGUGGUCACCAUCAGUAAGUCAAACAGAGUUUUGUAUCCUUUGCCUUUCCAAUUGAGCAAGGGGUCUCCUGGGCAUGUAUGAUACUCAGUAAGUCCCUGUGCAGAAGUAUCAUACCAAGAGUCGCUACAUUCUAUAAUAUUUUCAUACCUAUGUAUCCACUCUAAAAAUUGGCUAGCUCGUAUAGGAUCUGUGAUAGGAUUUUCUCCAAGUGCGCCAUGGUAUCUGAAGGCAUUGAUAAUAAAAUGUUAAAUGAAUCACUUAGGAUCGAAGAACAUGUAACAAAUUGGUAAAAUGGAAGUGUCAUCAACAAUGGGCCAUACCGCUUGUACAAUUUAUACGUGCAUUAAUGAUUAGAUUAGUUAUUCAUAAGCACUGUAAUCUAAUGUAAUAACAUAUUCUGUGAUAUCAGA
This is a messenger RNA of Athalia rosae (coleseed sawfly), 3539 nucleotides long. RefSeq lists its product as uncharacterized. The record is from RefSeq and is a predicted model, not a curated record. Gene Ontology annotation, biological process: signal transduction. The transcript has 6 exons. Gene Ontology annotation, molecular function: protein binding. Lineage: Eukaryota; Metazoa; Arthropoda; Insecta; Hymenoptera; Athaliidae. The coding region runs from base 282 to 1301 and encodes 339 amino acids.